Molecule: messenger RNA, 8141 nt
Organism: Klebsormidium nitens
Lineage: Eukaryota; Viridiplantae; Streptophyta; Klebsormidiophyceae; Klebsormidiales; Klebsormidiaceae
Source: the annotation of a GenBank genome assembly
AUUUUCUGGUGUCUGUAUGGUUGCCAGAAUGUAUUCGUGUAGUUUCUUGAUUUGCCACCCGAAGAACGACAAUUGAGCAAAGAGUCCAACGUCAUGGUCGCGAUCAGUGGGGGAAGUGGUACGGUGGCGCACCUUCUGGGACUCCUGCGGGAGCUCGGGGAGCAUGUUGCGAGUGACGAAGACAAUCCUGUUGAGGAGCGCUUCCGAGCUUUCCUGCCAAGGCUCCUGGAGGAGUGCUUUGUCCCUCACCAAGAGAGGGAGCUCUUUGCAAUAUCGAAGCUGCUGAUCCACAUUAUUCAAACUUAUCCUGCGAUCUUCUUCAAUGGUCAUCGACGGGCAAUCCUGCCUAUCUUUGGACGAAUCAUCCCUCUGGUGGCAGACCCUCAUCUUUGUAUCCAACAUAAGCUCCUUCUGGAGACACUGUCUACAUUGCUGACCGUUCUGCGGACUGGCGAUGCACCCGCAUAUUGCACCCUCAUCUUAGAUCUUGGACACCUCUUAGAAGAUCUGGCAUCGGUGGCUGCCUUCUUCUCCACUCCCAGCUGCUUCACCCUCAGCACAGCACUUUCUGUUCACUGCCUCUCAGCCUCCUUCGAAUCUCUAGCCGAAGAGACAGGCCACAAGCGAGAAUUUUCUGUAAUCUGCUCAAUCCCCGAUCCAUGGACGCCUCAAGAAGGCCCUGGCAUCCUCAUUGAUGUCACGGGGGAUGACAAGUGGCGCCCUUUCGCCGAGGGUGUCAUCAGACUGCUGGAGCGAUGUGCGGCAGAGUCUCCUCUUCUGGUGGGAGGGCUCGUGAACCCAGCGAUGGUCAAAGGAAUCAUGAGUCUUCUUCAGUACGGCGACGGCAACCUCCACAAGGCUUGCUUCGAUGCCUUGAGGGUUUUGAUCACCACCUCGAGUUGUGAUCCAGAGCUCGUUCCAAGCGAGGACUGUGUUUCUGUGCUUAUUGACAUCCUCUCCAUCAGGACAGCUGAGGGCAGACUGCCCAGCUUCAGGACUCCUGAGUACGACUCUUCUUUGGCAGCAUGCCUGACCGCACUCGUCUUCUCUGGCCGCCCGGGCACUGUGGAGUACUCUGCACACAUGCUGGUUCAGAUUGUACACCCGGUUCUGCAGACAACAGAGAGUCGGGAACUGAAACUUGCCAUCUGCGACGUCUUUCUCGUCGUCCUAAAGUGUUGCCCCAGCUACGCAGAGCAGCCAGAGCUGUUGUUUCCGCUUCUCCCAGUCCCUGAGAUCAGCUCCCCUGUUAGUCACUGCGUCCAGCAGAUUGUCGAAAGCCUGCCUGCUUUAAGCGCCCCUCUUAGCGAGCACCCGCCAGAUCCCUCAGACGAGCGCUUCCCCGGCAAGAAAAUAGAGGCUGAACCGGAUGCAAUACCGGAGCCGAAGUCCCGGUCCAAGCGGCGGAGGGUAAUUCAAGAGUCUGAGGCUGAUGACGCUGCAGAAAAGCCCCAGGAGGGUGGUCGGGAGCCUAGCGCAGACAGAGCAUCAUCUUAUUCUAGCGAUCGGCAGAGCAUUGUGGAUCGGUUCUCCUCGCACAUCCUUGCUUGUGGUCCAGACGGACAAGUGACAGCAGAAGUGGGGGUUGACGGCGCCCUUACAGCGUUGCGGGUGCUCGCACGUCCUCUUUCGAGGAAGUCUGGAACCGCCUGCUGUCAGGCCCUGGAGUCCGUGAUCGCUCAGUGGGUCACCUGCACAGUCAACAAGAGCAACAACGGUUCCCUAGCUCGCGGCGAGCUGGCCCUCCUUGUCGAAGUGUUGGACAAGCUGCUUCUCGGGCCAGGCUCCGAGUCCACAACUGACAACGAGGAUGGGGUUAAAAGUCAAAUCUGGACCAUUGCCCCUUUCCUGGAGUUGCUUGGGCUGCCCUGGGCGCUCAUGCAAACGUGCGAGGGUCCAGGACAAGCGGACUCCUGGACCAAAAUGAAAACCCGGUGCUUAAGGGUAACGGCUCAGGGAGGGAGUCAGUUGGGAGCGGGUGCGGAGCAAAGCGGGGAGCGCAUUCUCAAGUUAGCCUGCAGAGAUGAGGACCCGAGGGUCAGAGCGUGCGCCGCAACCGUUGCAUCGCAGUUGAUCGCGGAAUGGAGCUUACAGACUGCAACAGAAGCAGCUGCUGAAGUGAGUGCCUUGGCAGCUGACUCGUCGGAGGUGGUUCGACAUGCUCUCGCUUCGAGCGUCGCGAGGCUGGAGUGCGUCCUGUCAGGAAUCAGUACAACCGCUCCAGGCGACGUUCGCGAAGCCAGCCAAGCUGCCUGCAGUGCGUGCGACACCUCCGGAGCUGGCCUGGGACUUCUGCUUCCGGUACAAGAGUGGCAGAAGAUGUUCAGCCUACUGCUCUUCGAGGAAGUGUUCUCCGACGUCCAAAUAGCCUUUCUGCAGACUCUGCCCACGCUUCUCAAGCACGCAUCCGAGGCUCAGCUGGCGAUGCUCAGGGAGACUCUCUUACGCUGCCUGGAAACGUUCCCGCUGCACGCGAGCCCCCCAGUGCGCGCUGCGUUCAGCCGGGUCGUAGGGAGCUUCGUUCCGGCGCACGUGCUGAGCGCGCUGUUUGCGAGCGGCGACCCCGACCAGAACGGAACGCGCCUUCUCGACACGUUCAAGCAGGGAUUUGCGGUUACGGACGAAGUCGACGUCCGAGAGACGUUACUGUCCGGCAUCACGGCGAUCGCGACGGCGUCCGGCCCGCAGCGGCAGCUCCUCUUCUUCGCUCUGAUCCUCCUGGUCGAGCAGCUGGACUACUUCGACGCCGGCCUGCGCGCGACCGCCGUCGAGAGCAUCAAGGAGGUUGCGGCGCGGUGCUGGCCCGCGGCAUCGACGGGAAGCGUCCACGCGAUGGUCGAGGCGUACAAGUCGGAUCUGGCGAGCUACCUGUGUGCGCGGCUGGUGACGCGUCCGGCGCUGGUUGCGGAGUUCUCGGAGGCGGUGGCGGGGGUGGGCCUGAACGUGUUUCUUAAGUACCUCGCGCCGGCGGUGCUGCCGAGCCUGGUGCUGGAACAGGACAAGUCGCUCGGGAUCCUGCAGGAGCUGGCGCGCAGGCUGGGGGGCGACGUGGCAAUCAUGUUGAUUGACUACUGUCCUCAGGUGAUGUCAGUGCUACUUUUGAAAGCAAACGGCGACCAGCUGGCGCGCGUGCUGGACUUUUACGAGGAGCAUACCAGAUUCAAUCCAAAGAACCUCUUUGAGGGGAGCAUGAUCGGUCUGCUGGCUGAGCUCAUGCGCUUCUUAGGAAACCGAGACACCGAGGAAGCAGAAAGAAGGUCCCACCGCGUUGCGCCCAUGCUGGAGUCCGUCGCGCACAUCGUGAUCGACAACCCGGGCGUCAACCUGGCCGACUUUCUCAACCAGUACUUGCUGGCCAUCCUCACCAACGUCGACCGCGACAUGCUCCGCUCGCGCGACGCCACCCUCCGGCGGCACGCGCUCAACGCCAUCGGCAGCCUGAUCGUCCUCAUCAAAGACCACCUGAGCAAGUUCGCGCCCAAGUUCAUGAGCCUGCUCACGUGGGCGCUGCAGGAGGAGUCGGCGCGCGUGCACUGCCUGGGCGUCUGGAUGACGUUUGUGAAAACGCUGGCGCUGCUCGCGCCGGGGCACCUGAAGACGAUUGCCAGCCAGAUCGUGGUCGCCAUCAUGCCGUGUCUGGAGAGCCAACCCCUGGCGGACAACCCGCCCUCCUCCGUCUCGACCCUCGCCCCUCCUGCGCAGCAGCGCGACGCUGACGCCGAAAUCGCGAACCUCGCCGCCGGCGUUCUCACGGAGCUUAUCGUCGCGCACCGGAAGCGGCUCGGGAGCACUCUCGCGGAGCUACCGGUCCUCCCGAGCAUCCCCGCGCUCGCUGACGUCAACCGGGUGCUGUCCAAAGCCCGGGGCGAGCUCGGCAUGCUUGACCACCUGCGUCAGGUCAUUGAUGGGCUGGGCCACGAGAGCCUCAGCGUGCGCUGCGCGGUGCUUGGGGAGUUCCGGCAUCUGAUGCGCGUGCGGCGCGUGGAACUAAACGAUCUGGUGGCCCGGGGGGGUCCGAAUGUGGAGAAGCUGCUGGGUUUGCUAGUGGCCGGGCUGCUCAAAGGGUGCUCGGAGGAGGCGCGCACGAAGCUGAGCAACAAGCUGAAGAUGCUGUGCGCCGAGUGCCUGGGGGAGCUCGGGGCGCUGGACCCCGCCCGGCUGGUCCACGUUGAGGUGCGGCAGCCGGGCAGAAUGGAGCGGCCCGACGAAGAUCUGGCGUUUGAACUCGUCACGGAGCACCUCGCCAAGAUGCUGCGGGCGGCGACAGAUACGGAGGUCGCGGAUGCGGCCGCGCUGGCAAUCCAGGAGAUCCUCAAGUUUGCGGGUUGCGGCCCUGAGGCGGCGGCGGCUUCGGAAGAGUCGGAUGCGGGCCAGACGUCGGGAGCCCGGCUGUGGGCUCGAUUCCCGGAAAGUGUGCGGGAGAUCGUGGAGCCGUGCUUGACCUCGAAGUAUGUUUUGAAGCGGAAGGGCAUCUCGCUGCCGUCAGGGGCCCUGUUCAUGCACGGCAUGCCGUUCCGCAGGUGGAUAUACCUCUGGAGUCGGCGCCUCAUGUCUCAGGCCAAGGGCCCACGCGCCGCCGUCUUCCUUGCGUGCGCGGGCGCCAUCAGGCAGGACAUGGGCACCGCCCUUUACCUCCUCCCGUACCUAGUUCAAAAUGUCGUCUGCGAGGGCGACCCGGAAGCCUCCGAAGGCGUGUGCGAGGAACUCCUAACCGUGGUCGCAGAAGGGGAAGCCCCUGGAACGCCCCAACCGGGCACUUCGGAAGCAGGCACGAGCGCCCGGGGGAGUCACCCGAGCGAAGUCAGCAUACAGGCGGUCUUCUCGCUGCUGGACAUGUUGGGGCAAUGGCUGGAUGACUGCAAGCAGACGCUGAGCCACCGGGCAGCGAUCCAGGCCUACAGUCGCACAGCGCCCACCGCCGCGGACGAAGAAAUAACGCGCGUACUCAAAAAGCGGUCGGUGAGAGUCACCGAGCUCUUGGCGGCGAUCCCGCGGCCGGCGCUCGCACGAGCUUCUUACCGCUGCCAGGCGUACGCCCGGGCGCUUAUGUACUUUGAAACGCACGUGCACGGGCUCUCGGGGGGCCUCAACCCCGCGGCCGCGCCGCGCAGCGGGGCGUUUGCCGAGGAUGACGUCAGCUUUUUGCUGGAGAUCUACAGCGGGCUCGACGAGCCGGACGGGCUGGGGGGGCUGGCGCGGCUGCGGGGCCAGGCGAGCCUGCAGGACCAGAUGCUGAUCACGGAGAAGUCGGGCAACUGGGCGGAGGCGCUCACGUGCUACGAGCAGGCGCUGCAGAUGGAGCCACACAACGCGGCGCGCCACGCGGGGAUGCUCAACUGCCUGCUCAACAUGGGCCACCUGCGCGCGGUAGUGACCCACGUGGACGGGCUGAACAGCCGCCUCCCGGACGCGCGCCAGGCGUGGUGCGCGUACGGAGUGCAGGCGGCGUGGCGGCUGGGGCAGUGGGAUCUGCUGGAUGAGUAUCUGGAAGGGGCGUCGGCGGCUGGCGAGCCGCAGGGGCCCGGUCCCGCGGCUGGGAGCGUGGAGAGCCCCUGGUCGGCAUUUGAUCUGAGCCUGGCCAAGAGCUUGCAGGCGCUGCAGCGGAGGGACCGGGGAGGCUUCACCGAGCAGGUGCGCUCCGCCCGGCAGGCCCUCCUGCAUCCCCUCGCCGCGGCCAGCAUGGAGUCGUACACGCGCGCGUACCCCCUCCUCGUCAAGCUCCACAUGCUGCGGGAGCUCGAGGACUGCAAUCCCAUCCUCGCGACCGCUUCCGCGACGUCUGCAAGCGUCGCACUCCCAAACCAGAACCCUGUGGGCCCAAGCACAAGCGGGGCAAUCCUGCAAGAGUCCGCUCUGGCAGCGGGGAUGAAGGAGGCGACGCAGGACUGGGAGGACCGGCUAAAGAUCACCCAGCCCAGCCUAUGGGCCAGGGAGCCCAUCCUGGCGUUGCGGAGGCUCGUGUACAGCACCGCCGGCAUGACGUCCGAGGUGAGCGCCAGCUGGCUCCAGUUCGGGCGCCUCUGCCGGGGCGCCGGCCACUACGAGACGGCCUCCAUCGCCGUCCUCGAGGCGCAGGCCCACGCAGCCCCCGGCGUGCACCUGGAGAUGGCCAAACUUUUGUGGGCGACCAAGAAAACCCACCGGGCAGUCUCCACGCUGCAAGAGAACCUGCUGCACGCGCCCCCCGAGGUCCUCGGGGUCGCCAGGGACGCCGCCCUGGGCGGGGUGCACGUGCCCACCGCCGGAAAGGAGCGACCCUCGUCGGGGAGCGUGAGCAUCGUUCCGUCCGCCGGGGCGAAGGACUGCACGGAACACGAGAUGGACAGCAAGACGCUGCUGCUGCUCGCGCGCUGGCUGCACCACACGGGGCAGAAGCAGAAGGAGGACGUCAUCGCGUGCUUCAAGCGCGUGCGGGACCUGCGGCCGCGCUGGGAGAAGAGCUUCUUUUACCUCGCCAAGUACUACGACGACCUGCUCAUGGACGCGAAGAGGCGGCAGGAGGCGGAGGCCGCUGGGCAGGCCGCCCAGAAAGGCCGCAGCAGCGCCCUCGAGGACGACACGCCCUGGUUUGAGUACGUGACGGAGACGGUCGUCAACUACGCCAAGUCGGUUCACAGGGAGCCACGUCACCUGCACCACGCGCUGCCGCGGCUGCUGACGCUGUGGUUCGAGUUCGGGAGCACGUUCAGGGGGCAGACCCUCAAGAAGAACGCGCGAGCCAGUUUCGUGAAUCAGAAGCUGCACAAGAUCAUGAACGGGUGCCUGCGCGACCUGCCGAAGCACCUGUGGCUGGCGGCGCUCCCGCAGCUCAUCUCGCGCGUGUGCCACCAGAACGAGGACGUGGUCAAGCUGCUCAAGGCCAUCCUCACCAAGGUGGUGCAGACGUACCCGCAGCAGUCGCUCUGGUACAUGGCCUCCGUCUCCAAGUCGAUCGUGGCCGCGAGAAAGGAACAGGCCAACGAGAUCAUCCUGUCCGCCAAGCAGAACGUCCCCGACUCCGCGCGCGCGCUCUUCCCCCAGUUCGCCUCCCUGACCGACGCCAUGAUCAAGCUGUGCUUCCACGGGGGCGAGUCCAAGACCAAGGCCAAGACCAUCAGCAUCUCCUCCGAGUUCGGGCACCUCAAGCGGAUGAUGCCCGUCAACGUCAUCGUGCCCACGCAGCGCGCGCUGACACUCCCGCUCGCGCCCGACGGGUCUGCGGCCACGCAGCGCGACCCGUUUGCCGCGGAGGCAUACCCGACAGUGGCCGGGAUCCGGGACGAGGUGGAGGUGCUGGCGUCACUGCAGCGGCCCAAGAAGGUGCUGCCCCUCUUCCCGCCCAUGUUCCAUAAGUGGUUCCUCAGCUCGUUCGCGGAGCCCGCGAGCUGGUUCCGCGCGCGCCUCGCGUUCGCGCACACGGCCGCGGUGUGGUCCAUGGUGGGGCACAUCCUGGGCCUGGGCGAUCGUCACGGGGAGAACAUUCUGCUCGACAGUGGCACCGGCGACUGCGUGCACGUCGACUUCAGCUGCCUCUUUGACAAGGGCCUGCAGCUCGAGAAGCCGGAGAUGGUGCCGUUCCGGCUGACGCAGAACAUGGUCGACGGCCUUGGCGUGACCGGCUACGAGGGCGUCUUCAUCCGGGUGUGCGAGAUCACGCUGUCGGUUCUGCGGUCCCACCGCGAGAGCCUGAUGAGCGUCCUCGAAACCUUCAUCCACGACCCGCUCGUCGAAUGGACCAAGCUGCACAAGUCCAGCACUGUCGAAGUUCAAAACCCGCAGGCACAUCGCGCAAUGUCGAACAUUGAGGCGCGCCUGCAAGGCGUAGUGGUAGGAGUUGGCGCCGCUCCCAGUCUGCCUCUCAGCGUCGAAGGCCAAGCUCACCGUUUGAUACAAGAAGCCGUCUCCCUUGAAAACCUGGGCAAAAUGUACAUUUGGUGGAUGCCAUGGUUUUGAGGGGCCAACAGCUUCGAAGUUGAUGCUGGCUAAGUAAAGAAGCGAGUCUUCUUGUAGAUAAUGGCUCGCACGAGACCCCCCUCCAAACUGUGCAGUACAGCGUUGUCACUGAGCACAGCCAAAUUGAACUGCACGCGGUUUAGAAUAUCGAACAUGUUGCUCGCGAACAUGGCCUGGAAAAACUCCGUCUUUCAAAACUCCUGCAGGCA